Messenger RNA from Dendronephthya gigantea, 1472 nucleotides. RefSeq names its product probable serine/threonine-protein kinase fhkE. The transcript has 3 exons. The coding region runs from base 1 to 1230 and encodes 409 amino acids. Gene Ontology annotation, biological process: peptidyl-serine phosphorylation; protein autophosphorylation; autophagosome organization. NCBI's taxonomy places the organism in Eukaryota, Metazoa, Cnidaria, Anthozoa, Malacalcyonacea, Nephtheidae. Gene Ontology annotation, cellular component: autophagosome; cytoplasm. The record is from RefSeq and is a predicted model, not a curated record. Gene Ontology annotation, molecular function: protein serine/threonine kinase activity; ATP binding.
AUGAGUGCUAAGUUACCUAUUUUAAAAGUUGGAACCCCAGCCGCAGACAUUGUUAUACCUGGUGUAAAACAAUUUAUAUGGACAGACGCGCAAGAGAAGUGCAAAAUUGGUGAAGGAAGUUUUGGUGAUGUAUAUUCAGCUAAAUUUAAGGGCAGACUCGUUGUAUUAAAGAAAUUAAAAUGCCAGAAAAAACAACGAGACAAACUAUUAUUUACCAAAGAGCCAAAGAUUGCACAAGAUAUUAUCACAGCGAUUGCCUACCUUCACAAGCGAAACAUCGCCCACAGAGACAUUAAGGCUGCAAAUAUUCUGGUUUCCAACACUCACUAUUCUCAAUUGACAGAUCCUGACGAAAUGGAAAAGGCCUGGUCAAAAGAGAAUAUAAUUUGCAAACUGGCUGACUUUGGGGAAAGCCGUUCAAUUAUGAAUCAAACUGCUACACUUAAUCACACCAGAACUAAAAAUCUUGAAAGGGGAACACUUGUUUAUAAUGCACCAGAGGCAUUGCUAAUCUCUGACCAAACUAUUUCUUUUUCCUUAGAAGAACUGAAACAGUCUGACAUUUGGUCUCUUGGUAUGGUGUUGUUUCUUUUAGUUAAUCCUGAUGUUGAAUACCCAUAUUCCCAAGAGAUAGAAGAAUGUGGUUUCGAAAGCUUUUCAGAAGUAAAGGAUGAACUUCGAAAGCUAAUGGAGCAAAAAAAGAAACCAAGACACUCUGUAGAAUAUGAUUCCCUUCGUCUAACCCAGUGGUCAAAGAUUAGCAAAGCUUUUGAAGCUUGUUCAUCUUUUAUACCAAGUGAAAGAGUUUCUGCUGAAGAAGCAUUAACCAUUGUGUGCCCAGAUUGUGAGUCUAGUGGGGAGGCAUUGGCAGUUAUCCCUGCACCUGAGUGUUUAAUUAAUGUUAACAAGGACCCAAGUUCCAGUAAACAUGGCAGCACCAUCUCAGCACCUGAGUGUUUAAUUGAUGUGAACAAGGACCCAAGUUCCAGUAAACAUGACAGCACCAUCUCAGCACCUGAGUGUUUAAUUGAUGUUGACAAAGAUCUUAAAGAGAUGGAAUCCAUCGAUGUUGCUGAGAAUAGAGAUGGUAUCACAGAAGAUGUACAUUCUUCAAGGUAUAAAAUACAUUUCGUCUCCUACUAUAACCACUGCACAAAUUGUGAGUGUUUGUCAUAUGUUUUAAUCCUUCAUGUCACUUCAGUUGGAUAUGAUGUAGCCACCAUGCCAUGAUCAAUUAUUGACUGUACCUUAAUAUCAAAAACAACCCUAGCCUCUUGCAUGGAGUUGUCAAAUAUCACCUGAACCUGUUUGUAAAAGCAUAUAUGAAGGGAAAAUGUGCUAUUUCUUGUUGAUUUUAUUGAAUGUACCCCCUGAAAAAAAAUUUAAGACAUUGACAUAGAUAGAAGAUAGACAGAUAUAUAUCAUUAACCAUAUGUUUUAGUAUUCCGGGUUUUAGAGAUUCCUGGUUUUAG